AUCUAAAACCACCUACUCAUAAAUCUGUCAUUUUUUGGAAACUUCUCAAAAAAGUUUUCAUUCUGAAAACCUAAUUAAGUGUUUUAGUUAGGGUUAACAUGGAUCAAAAGCGGCCAACCAUCGCCGGCGAUGAAGAAAUGGCGGCUGAGGAACCGUUAAAACCAGCACUCCAAAAACCACCGGGGUUUCGUGAUCAACAGAAUCAACCAUUAGCUCCGCCAUCCGGAACAGCGACACUUCCACGUCGCCGUCCAAGGCCUAUCCAUCCGGCAUCACUCUACCCGGAGAAGAAACGGCGGUGUAGUUUCUGCCGCGUUUUCUGUUGCUGCGUGUGUAUCUUCUUGGCCGUGAUUCUCCUCAUCUUCCUCAUCGCCGUGGCGGUUUUCUUCCUUUGGUACAGCCCGAAACUACCCGUCGUCCGCCUAGCCUCAUUCAAAAUCAGCAAUUUCAACUUUUCCGACGGAAAAUCCGACGACGGAUGGUCAUUUUUGACGGCGGAUACAACAGCGGUGCUCGAUUUCAGAAACCCUAACGGAAAGCUAACGUUUUAUUACGGAGAUGCUGACGUGGCUGUGAUUCUCGGAGAGAAAGACUUUGAGACUAACCUAGGGUCAACGAAAGUCAAAGGCUUUAUUGAGAAGCCAGGAAAUCGGACGGCUGUGAUUGUCCCGACGAGGGUGAGGAAACGACAGGUGGAUGAUCCAACGGCAAAGAGGCUACAGGCAGAGCUGAAGGGUAAGAAGCUGCUGGUGACAGUGACAGCUAAAACGAAGGUAGGAUUAGCUGUGGGCAGUCGCAAGAUUGUUACUGUGGGCGCACUGUGUAAAAUGGAGCAAUUUCGAGAGAUAGGAGAGGUAUUAGGAAGCAUAAGAGCGUUAAUGGUGUUCAAGGACAACAUUCAAAUCAACCAGCGUCAAUGCUCCCUAUUACUCGACCUCUUCACUGCGGCCUACGAGUCGAUUUCCGAAUCGAUGAGAUCGAAUCUACGCUUCAAAGAGAAGAACACUAAAUGGAAGAUUCUAGAACAGCCUUUGAGGGAGCUUUUAUGGGUGGUAAGAGAAGGAGAGGCUUAUGUUAGAAUGUCUUUAGAGCCUAAACUUGGGUUUUGGGCUAAGGCUAUUGUGUUGCAUUGCAAUAGAGAUUGCACAGAGCUUCACAUACAUAACUUGCUCUCUUGUCUACCGAUCAUUGUCGAGGCUAUUGAGACAGCGGGUGAGGUUUCAGGGUGGGAUGAAGAAGAGAUGAGCAAGAAGAGGUUGGUGCAUUCUAACAAGUAUAUGAAGCAAUGGAAUGACUCUCAGAUGUUUACCUGGAAGUUCGGGAGAGAGUAUUUGGUGACCGAAGAUUUCUGCAACCGGUUCGAGAGUGCUUGGACAGAGGACCGUUGGAUUCUAAUCAAGGAGCUUCAGGAGAAAAAGCAGCCCGGUUCGAGCAAACAUGAUUGGAAGAUGGCUGAUUUCCUUUUGAAGCAUUUGGGAGAUGGAAAUGAGAGUCCCAAGCUAUUUCCGUCUUCUCUUCUGGUUAACACGAAAGAUUACCAAGUGAAAAAAAGAUUAGGGAAUGGAAGUCAGUACAAGGAGAUUACUUGGUUAGGCGAGAGCUUUGCGCUUAGGCAUUUCUUUGGGGAUAUUGAUGCUUUGCUUCCCAAGGUUACUCCAUUGCUAUCUCUUUCACACCCAAACAUUGUUUAUUACCUCUGCGGAUUCACGGAUGAGGAGAAGAAAGAAUGUUUCUUAGUCAUGGAACUGAUGAGUAAAACCCUUGGUAUGCACAUCAAAGAGGUAUGUGGUCCGAGGAAGAAGAACACUCUCUCCCUCCCGGUCGCGGUUGAUCUGAUGCUUCAGAUAGCUUUGGGUAUGGAAUAUCUUCACUCGAAGAGAAUUUACCACGGAGAGCUGAAUCCAUCUAACAUUCUUGUCAAACCAAGAAGUCACCAAUCCGGAGAUGGGUAUCUGCUUGGGAAGAUUUUUGGGUUCGGGUUGAAUUCUGUCAAGGGUUUCUCUAGUAAAAGUGCUUCUUUGACGAGUCAGAAUGAGAAUUUUCCAUUCAUAUGGUAUUCUCCGGAAGUUCUAGAGGAGCAAGAACAGAGCGGAACUGUAGGAAGCCUCAAGCAUACUGAUAAAUCUGACGUGUAUAGCUUUGGGAUGGUUUGCUUUGAGCUUCUGACUGGUAAAGUACCAUUUGAAGACAGCCACCUGCAAGGAGAUAAGAUGAGUAGAAACAUUAGGGCCGGGGAGAGACCGCUUUUUCCAUUCAACUCACCUAAAUUCAUAACAAACCUGACAAAACGAUGCUGGCAUGCUGAUCCCAAUCAGCGUCCAACUUUCUCAUCGGUAAGCAGAAUUCUCCGGUAUAUCAAGCGAUUUCUAGCUUUGAACCCCGAGUAUCACAGUAGUAGCCAACAAGACCCGUCCAUUGCUCCUCCUGUGGAUUACUGCGAGAUCGAGUCUAAGCUAUUGCAGAAGCUUUCAUGGGAAUCUACAGAGUUAACUCAAGUUUCACAGGUUCCUUUUGAAAUGUUUGCAUAUAGGGUAGUGGAACGGGCACAAACUUGUAAAAAGAAUAAUCUCCGGGAAACAUCGGAAUCAGGUAGUGAAUGGGCUUCGUGUAGCGAGGAUGAGGGUGGGGCAGGAUCAGAUGAGCAGGUGUCAUAUGAGAAGGAGAGAAGAUUGUCAUGCUCAAGUGAUGUUGGUAUGAGCAAGAAGCAAGUUUCAAAUCUUCUGAAAAGAGCUUCUAGCCUGAAACCAAUUCAAAAACCAGGAACAACUCCGAGAGGACGAUCAAGGCAUCCGCCACUAAGCCCAUGUGGGCAAAGCAUGAGAGCAAACUCUGAGAGUCAACUGAUAUUGAUAAGCCCAAGGAUACGACGAUCAAACUCUGGUCAUGCCUCUGACUCUGAGCUUUCCUAGUCUGCAGGAAAAACAAAGUUCAUAAUGAUGU
Messenger RNA from Arabidopsis arenosa, 2940 nucleotides. The record is from the annotation of a GenBank genome assembly. Lineage: Eukaryota; Viridiplantae; Streptophyta; Magnoliopsida; Brassicales; Brassicaceae.